GCUGUUAUUACUGCUGACAGAAGGACCAAACACAGCCAUGGCGGAGAGUGAAGAGUGGGGAGAGUGUGUGGAGAGGAGAGGGAGAUUAACUGUGGUCCUGGUCCUGGCAACGCUCAUAUCUGCAUUCGGGUCAUCAUUCCAGUACGGUUACAAUGUGGCUGCGAUCAACUCUCCAUCACCGUUCAUGCAGCAGUUCUAUAACACCACCUACAUGGAGCGUUACGGCACACCGAUGGAGGAGAACCUCCUAACUCUGCUGUGGUCUCUCUCUGUGUCCAUGUACCCACUAGGAGGCUUCUUCGGCUCCCUGAUGGUGGCCCCUCUGGUCAACAAACUAGGGAGGAAGGGCACCCUCCUCUUCAACAACAUCUUCUCCAUCGUCCCAGCUGUGAUGAUGGGAGUCAGUGAGAUCACCAAGUCCUAUGAGAUCAUCAUUGUGGCGAGGUUUAUAGUCGGCAUCUGUGCAGGCCUCUCAUCCAACGUGGUGCCAAUGUAUCUGGGAGAACUCGCUCCCAAAAACCUGAGAGGAGCCCUUGGUAUCGUACCACAGCUCUUCAUCACUAUCGGCAUCCUCAGUGCACAAGUGCUGGGCAUCAGAAACAUCCUGGGCAACAGCACAGGCUGGACCCUCAUGCUGGGUUUGACUGGUAUCCCUGCAGUGAUCGAGCUCCUGCUGCUGCCCUUCUUUCCAGAGAGCCCGAGGUACAUGCUCAUCCAGAGGGGAGACGAGAAGACAGCAAAGAAAGCGCUACAGCGUCUGCGUGGCUGGGAAGACGUGGACGCGGAGCUGUCAGAGAUGCAUCUGGAGGAGCAGUCAGAGAGGGCAGAGGGCCACCUGUCUGUGCUCAGCCUGCUGUCCCAGCGCUCGCUCCGCUGGCAGCUGGUCUCCAUCAUCGCCAUGAACAUGGGCCAGCAGCUGUCGGGGGUCAACGCGAUCUAUUACUAUGCAGACAGCAUAUACGGCUCUGCAGGAGUCAAGCAGAAUGACAUCCAGUACGUCACUGUGGGGACAGGGGCGGUGAAUGUCUUCAUGACUAUAGCAGCUGUUUUCAUCGUGGAGGCUUCAGGACGACGGCUGCUCCUUCUCAUUGGCUUUGGGAUCUGCUGUGUAUCCUGUGUGCUGCUCACUGUUGCACUCAACUUCCAGGAGACUGUGACGUGGAUGCCUUACGUCAGCAUCGCCUGUGUCAUCAUCUACGUCAUAGGACACGCUAUAGGACCCAGUCCCAUUCCUUAUGUGGUGACCACUGAGAUGUUCAGGCAGUCGGCGAGGCCUGCCGCCUUCAUGGUCGCAGGCUCCGUCCACUGGCUCUCCAACUUCACUGUUGGCCUCGUCUUCCCCUUCCUAGAGAGAGGUCUGGGCCCCUACAGCUUUAUCAUCUUUUCCUUCAUCUGUCUGGUCACGCUGAUCUACAUCUGGCUGGUAGUCCCAGAAACCAAGAAUAAGACCUUCCUGGAAAUCUGCCAGAUGUUCGCCAGAAGGAACAAAGUGGAGAUCAAACUGGGUGAUGGGGAUCUGCCCCUGAAAGAAAGCAAAGAAAGUCUGGAGGAUGCAGAGAGGGUCACGGCCUUCUGAGGACAAAUGAGAGCAUUCAGAGGAGAGGAAGUCUUCACUCUGGGGAGGUCUGCAAUGGACUGGAAAUGUCUUAAUUUUCUAUUUCACAAGGAAUCUUUACACAAUCUCUUUUUGUAUCCACCUUAUUCUCAGAAGGGAAACUGUAGAAAUGAUUAUAGAUGUAACUUCCAAUGGAUGCUAACUGCCAGUGGCGAAACAAAUUGACCAUAAAUUCAGCAAAUACUGAUUUUUUAAAACCAAUAUUUAAAGGGAUAGUUGAGAUUUUUAAAGUGAGUUUGUAUAAUGUACUUGUCCAUAGUCAGUGUAUUAUCUACAGUAGAUGGUGGUCAGCACGCCUUCAGUUUGGAGAAGCAGGAAGGAGUACCGACCAGGCGGCAACCUCCGGCUCUGAGCAGUCAGGCAAACCAGGAAGUGCCUUAAGCUGCUUUCUACCAAAAACUCCAGCAGGUGGCGCUGACAAAGGUUGCAGAAGCAUUUCGGUCAACACUAUGGUCUCAAUCGCUAGUAAAACAUGUUCUUCAAGACAAUUUGAUGUUAAUAGUGCAAAUAAUGGCCCCAUUUAGAAGAAAAUAGAAGAUAAAGAAUUGUAUGAUUUGGGGCGUGGCUACCUUUGAUUGACAGGUCACUAACAAGGUGAGCAGUCAUCAGGAGAGAAGCAGAACAAUGCGUAUCCAUGGGAACGUGUCAAUAAAGUUAUACAUAACAUUAUAUACAUAUAAAAAAGGAUGUUUACCGGUUUGGUCUCAUAACUUUGACCCUUUCACACUGUAUUUUCACUUAAUGACAGUUUAUUUGAACGUUUAGUUCAUUAAAAAUGUCUUGUUCAGCGUUUGGUUGGACUAACAGACACUCCAAUGAGUCGCUGUUCAUUAUACUGAGGUAUGAACAUCCCAGUUAAUGCUAACAUGAGUUAGCAGUGGCUUCACUCAGUCAGGUUGAGGUGUAGAGAUGCGUGUAGUCAGUGUCGUCAGAUCCCUCUCACUCCUCCACAGUCCAAAUAUGCUCUGCUCCCCAUUUCCAAAAACAAGAUGGCGACACAAGAUGGUGACGAGUGUAACGCUUUGCUCGAUGCUUAAAACGGGGAGUCCACAAACCAAUGGGUGACAUCAUGGUUAUUACGUACAUUAUUUAUACAGUCUAUGGUAGGCUAACGACACAGAAGCAAGGCAAUGUGUUGCUGUGGACGAGGGCAGCGAGAAAACACAUUUCAGGCUCUUGAAAAAACACCAGUAUCAUUUUAAGUGUACAGAAUAUUUUCACUGCUUAACUUUGCCAUCAGACAGCCUUUUCCAACUAUGGUCACUUCGAAGCUACCAGACUCCAUUGACAAAAACAGUAAUUUUACCUCACAGAACAUGAGAGUUGAUGUUCUACCACUGCCUUGUUUGGUUAGUUUGUUUGUUAGUUUCAGCGGUAGACCAGCAACUCCUGUGUUCUGAGAUGUAAAAUUACUGCUUUUUUCAAUGGAGUCUGGUGGCUUUGAAGAGAUCGAUAUAAGGGCUUCAUUUCCCUGUCGUUAAGGGCUGACCCACAGUGAGGUAAAGUGGUGAAAAUAUUUUAAAUAUAGCUUACACUUUUCCAGAUAUAGUUGUUUUUUUAGGUGGCUUAAAUACAUUUAGCUUCUUCCUGCUUUUCCAAACUGACGGCUUGCUGAUCGCCAUCUACUCUCUAAUCUAAUCUAAUCAUCUGCAGCAACAGAUCCAAAAAGCAGCUAAAUAUACCACUGAAUCUAUUUAUUUAAGCCCACUUAUUCAGGUUGUAUGAUCACAUUAUUCCAUGUGUUCCCGUGUUUUAUAUCCAUAGAAAAUGCUGGUUCCACUUCAGUGACAGGACACACCAGAAGAUAGCCUCAAGCAAGCUUUCAUGGGGGCUAGGAUGGAUGGAUUUAUAGAUAGAUGGACGGACAGAUAGAUAGAUAGAUAG
Centropristis striata (black sea bass) is the source of this 3499-nucleotide messenger RNA. RefSeq names its product solute carrier family 2 member 1a (gene slc2a1a). The coding region runs from base 38 to 1576 and encodes 512 amino acids. Gene Ontology annotation, molecular function: hexose transmembrane transporter activity. Gene Ontology annotation, cellular component: membrane. The transcript is spliced from 11 exons. The record is from RefSeq and is a predicted model, not a curated record. NCBI's taxonomy places the organism in Eukaryota, Metazoa, Chordata, Actinopteri, Perciformes, Serranidae. Gene Ontology annotation, biological process: monosaccharide transmembrane transport.